Penicillium nucicola is the source of this 474-nucleotide messenger RNA. RefSeq lists its product as uncharacterized. The record is from RefSeq and is a predicted model, not a curated record. Lineage: Eukaryota; Fungi; Ascomycota; Eurotiomycetes; Eurotiales; Aspergillaceae. Bases 1 to 474 code for a protein of 157 amino acids. The transcript is spliced from 2 exons.
AUGCUCGUCCGACAUGACCUCUCUGGGCAAGGGCCAAACCCAUUCUUUCAGGCCUUUGACGUCCCGUACGACCCCAAUCUCCCGGUCAGCUAUCUGUUCAGCCUCGUCGGCGAGAAACGGAAAUGGAAGCAAGGGUCCAAGUGCUGGAGACGGAAUUGGAAUAGGUGCAUGGCUUACGAAUACGAUCGCCUGAUUGGAUUCUGUGAUACCAAGCUGGAGAAAUGGCAAGAGAUAUGCCGCCAAGUUGGCAUCAAGGAGAUUCUCCCUUCGAUCAACAGGUGCAAGAAGGCCCUCGAUGGGAUUCGUGUCAACAUCGUCGAUGUCCUUGACAGCUGGAAUACUGACAUAAUUCCUCGUCACUUCGCCAAUGAUCGUCAACUCGCCGACUAUACCUUGACGAACAAGAAAACCAUCAACCGCAGCAUGCCCAAGAAGGACAAGAUCUUGCGUGUCCUCCUACGCCGCCUGACCUAA